Leptidea sinapis is the source of this 2315-nucleotide messenger RNA. Its product is annotated as 63 kDa chaperonin, mitochondrial-like. Gene Ontology annotation, cellular component: mitochondrial matrix; mitochondrial inner membrane. The transcript has a single exon. The record is from RefSeq and is a predicted model, not a curated record. Gene Ontology annotation, biological process: protein refolding; apoptotic mitochondrial changes; protein import into mitochondrial intermembrane space. Gene Ontology annotation, molecular function: protein-folding chaperone binding; ATP binding; ATP-dependent protein folding chaperone. NCBI's taxonomy places the organism in Eukaryota, Metazoa, Arthropoda, Insecta, Lepidoptera, Pieridae. The coding region runs from base 47 to 1738 and encodes 563 amino acids.
UGACAACUUGUCAAUAAUUUUUUAUUUGGAUCUUAUAUAGUUUACAAUGUUUCGUUUAGGUAAAAGUUACUAUCAAAAUUUUAUAAAAAAAUAUUUGCAGGCAAGAUUUUAUGCGAAGGAUGUUCGAUUUGGCCCGGACGUUAGAUCGAUGAUGUUACAAGGAGUUGAUAUACUCACCGAUGCUGUUGCAUUAACAAUGGGACCAAAAGGCCGAACGGUAAUAUUAGAGCAAAAUUUUGGGCCACCCAAAAUAACUAAGGAUGGAGUAACUGUUGCCAGGUGUAUAGAACUUAAAAAUAAAUUCCAAAAUGUUGGAGCAAAAUUAGUUCAAAACGUAGCAAACAAAACAAACGAAGAGGCUGGAGAUGGAACAACAACUGCAACUGUUUUAGCACGAACGAUAGCAAAAGAAGGCUUUGAAAGCAUUUCUAAAGGUGCCAAUCCAAUCGAAAUCAGAAAAGGAGUAAUGCUAGCAGUUCAAGCUGUGACAAAUCAUUUAAAAAAAAUAAGUAAGCCAGUAAAUACACCAGAAGAGAUUGAACAAGUAGCAACAAUAUCCGCAAAUGGAGAUCGAGUUAUUGGAAAAUUAAUUGCCGAUGCCAUGAAUAGGGUCGGGAAAGAUGGCGUUAUCACUGUCAAAGAUGGUAAAAAAUUGGACAAUGAAAUAGAAAUUAUCGAAGGAAUGAGGAUCGAAAGGGGAUUCGUAUCUCCUUACUUUAUUAACUCAUUAAAAGGUCCUAAAGUAGAAUAUAAUGACUCUUUAAUUUUAUAUUCAGAGAAAAAGAUAUUUAGUGCAAAUCAAGUUGUCCCUGCACUUGAAAUUGCUAAUGCUCAAAAAAAGCCGUUAAUAAUAAUUGCUGAAGAUUUCGAAGGAGAACCUUUGUCUGUUUUAGUAGUAAAUAAGCUUAAAAUUGGACUACAAGUUGCAGCCGUUAAGGCCCCUGGAUUUGGAGAAUACAGAAAAAAUACAUUUAUGGAUAUGGCUAUCGCUACAGGGGGCGUUGUUUUUGAAGAUAAUGAAAAUUUACUAAGACUAGAAGAUUGCACUUUGGAAAGUCUUGGGAGAGUUGGAGAAGUAUUAAUAACAAAAGACUAUACAUUAUUACUAAGAGGAGAAGGUGAUAAAAAUGAAAUCCAACAGAGAAUUGAACAAAUUCAAACAGAGAUAGAUGAAUGCACUAGUGAUUGUGAUAAGCGAAAGCUUAUAGAACGAUUAUGUAGGCUAAAAAAUGGGGUUGCCGUUUUGAGGAUAGGCGGUUGUAGUGAAGUGGAUGUUAAUGAAAAAAAAGACCGUGUAAAUGAUGCUUUGAACGCCACACGAGCUGCUGUAUCUGAAGGAAUUGUUGCAGGAGGAGGUAUAGCUCUCUUAAGAUGCAUACCAAUAUUAAAUUCCAUCAAGGCAGCAAAUUCAGAUCAGGCAAAAGGAAUUGAAAUUGUUAAGAAAUCUUUGAGAACUCCAUGUCAAACUAUAGCAAAUAACGCUGGUUAUGAUGGUGCAGUAAUAGUAUCAAAAUUAGAAAAUAUGGAUAUUAAUUAUGGAUAUGAUGCCCUAAAUAACGAAUAUGUUGACAUGAUUGCUAAGGGCAUCAUCGAUCCUUCUAAGGUGGUAAUAAGAGCUUUGAUAGAUGCUAGUGGUGUUGCGUCGUUGUUGACUACAGCUGAGGCUGUUAUUUGUGAUUUGCCUUUUCAAAUAGAAAAAAGCGACGAACCCGUUUCAAAGGGAGUGGCUAUUUAUUGAUUUUGACAAAAAUGAUCUACUACUAUAUAGGAAAUCUAUUGUUGUUAUAAAAAUGUCACGAACAACGAUAUAAAGCUAUAGCUUAAAUCGUUUUGUAAUGUAAAUAAAAUUAAUAAUGAAUGUAUAUAGAAGAUGAACAAUAGAUGCGUCACUUAAAUAACAAUAAUAAUGUGACAGAGACACAAUUAGAUUGGUAUUGAGAGUAAGCGAGAUAUACUAUAUAUAUGCUAUCCUUUUCGCGUACAUGGGAUUUUUUUGGACCCAGUUCAUAGGCUCCCAACAAACGAUGGCUGCCUUGUUGCAAUAAUAAUUGCAAUUUAAAUUCUGAUUGAAUAAAUUCUGAUUGUUUAUACGGAAUUGAUUGAUUUGAUUUGAAUUCUGUCAUUAUUAAAGUAUGGGACGUUGUUGUCUGUAACGGUUUACAAAUCAACUAGAACGAAAACAUGAAAACGUAACACACGUCACAGCCUAUCGCUAUCUUAUUUACCAACGCUGACAGCGAAUUUAGUGUUCAUCUUCUAUCCAUGGCAUAAAUUAACUUGUGUUGGUUUCAUUUAAAAUAAAAGUCAAAAAUUCA